Messenger RNA from Arabidopsis arenosa, 1785 nucleotides. The record is from the annotation of a GenBank genome assembly. Lineage: Eukaryota; Viridiplantae; Streptophyta; Magnoliopsida; Brassicales; Brassicaceae.
AUUUCUUCAGCUUGACUGCUUGAGAGAGAUUGAUUCUCAGCGGUGCUGAAACUUAGGGAAGGUCUGGGGAAGCUUGUUGCGUUUGAAUUCCGUGGUUCGUGAUGGCCUUACGUUUAAUCUCAGCCUGAAAUUUCGAGACUUUGCUGUUUUUGAUUCAGUGAAUCGACGAAAUCUGUGAUUUGAAAGUGAAAUUGGUUGAAGUAUGAAUGCGAAUCACAACAACGGUAAUCCAGGUUACCAUAAUCUCUGGACCAAUGGACUUAUCUGUGCUUUUGAGUUCUGUCAAGGUCGUCGUAAGAACAACACAAGUGUUCAUGGGAAUUCGUCUCUCAGAAUAAAGAAACAGGAAUGUGAAUCAGACAAAUUUGGUGCUGGUGAAGAAGAAGACCACUCGAGGAGUUAUUGGCGAGGAAUUGGAUGGGAUAGGAUCUCUGAGCUUGUUAAGACUGUGCAAGUUGAUAAUAAUUGGGAAUUGCGAAAGAUUGACUUAGAUGAGGAUGAAGCCACUGUUGCUGAGCUUGCUGCUCCUUACUGGGAACGACCACUUGCUGGUCCAACAUGGUGGUGUCAUGUAGAUGCUAGCCAUCAAGGGAUUGCCUCGUGGUUGCGUAAUGCGCAGUGGUUACAUCCUGCGGUAAGCCUUGCUCUCCGGGACGAAAGCAAGCUGAUUAGUGAACGAAUGAAACAUAUUUUCUAUGAGGUGCCUGUCAGAGUUGCUGGUGGGCUGCUGUUUGAGCUGUUGGGACAAUCAGCGGGUGAUCCUUUUAUCCAAGAAGAUGACAUACCUAUUGUCUUAAGGUCAUGGCAAGCACAGAAUUUUCUGGUGACUGCAUUGCACGUCAAAGGCUUUGCCUUGAACAUUAGUGUGUUAGGUAUUACAGAAGUCCAGGAAAUACUUAUUGCUGGUGGAGCCUGCAUUCCGAGAACCGUUCAUGAACUAAUAGCACAUCUUGCAUGCCGCCUUGCACGCUGGGAUGAUAGGCUAUUCCGGAAAUAUGUAUUUGGUGCAGCUGAUGAAGUUGAGUUGAUGUUUAUGAACAAGAGACUGUACGAGGAUUUAAAUCUGUUCACUACAAUCUUGAAUCAAGAGAUCAGAAGGCUCUCGACCCAGGUUAUACGGGUGAAAUGGUCGCUUCAUGCUAGAGAAGAGAUUGUGUUCGAGCUUCUUCAGAAACUAAAAGGCAAUAGAACAAAAGACUUGCUAGAAGGAAUAAAAAAGAGCACCCGCGAUAUGUUCAAUGAGCAAGAAGCCGUUCGUGGUCGGUUAUUCACUAUCCAAGACGUCAUGCAAAACACGGUUCGAGCAUGGUUACAGGACCGGAGCCUCACGGUCACACACAACCUAGGAAUCUUUGGAGGAGUCGGUCUUUUGCUUACAAUAGUGACCGGUCUAUUUGGAAUCAACGUAGAUGGGAUACCAGGAGCUAAAGAUUUUCCACACGCCUUUGUGCUUUUCUCAGCGGUUCUCUUCUUCUCAGGUUUUGUGCUGGUGGUCGCUGCUUUACUCUACCUUGGACUCAAGGAGCCAGUGGCAGAAGAGAAUGUGGAGACUAGGAAACUAGAGCUUGACGAAAUGGUAAAGAAGUUUCAACGAGAAGCUGAGUCUCACGCUCAGGUCUGCAAAAAAGUUCCUCAGAACAGAGAACGUACGACUAGUAGUAGUAGAAUGAUAGUCCAUGACCCGAAUGGUUACGUUCUCUUGGAAUGAAAUCAAUCCGGUUUAUGAUUGUAAAUUGUAACAUGUCGACUAUCUUAGAAAAUCAUUAAUAAGUUCUUAAAUGUUUC